AUGCCGCUCGGCGUCCGACGUCCGCGCCCGGAUAAGGUCUGGGAGCGCGGUUCGAGGGUGGACGUCGUCUUAGAGCGCACGCAGGACAUCGAUCGCGAUCGGACGAUCGAGUGCGAGGUGGCGCUCGUGGGCGCGAGCGCGUGGCUUCGAAGCGGGCGGACGACGCUCGUGGGCGCGUGCGCGUUCGAGGAUGAUGCAGACGAAGUGCGGCUGACGUGGACGGUCCCGGAGGACGUGCCGACUGGGGAGUAUGAGUUGCGAGCGCAUGUGCCGAACGCGAAGCCGGCGAUCGAAUCGUCAACGCGGGUGAUGGUCGCGGAACGCGUGGCGUUGGUUCGGACGAGCGCGGGCGAGGCGCGGGCGAUGUGGGAUCGACGAGCGGUCCCGAAGGAUUACUCGAUGGAAGACGGAUGGAAACUGGCGAUUGAUAUCGUUCCGGAAGUUCGGGAUGGGGAGGAUGUGAAUGCGGUGGUGUCGCAGGCGUUCAUACUCGCCGCGGAGAGCGGACUGAGGACGCACACGAGGGACGGCACGCGCAUCUUGUGCGACAUCUCGACGGCGGAACGGGACAGUCAGAGCAAGAGUCUCAGGUUGCUACCGAAUCGUGUGUGUGAGAUCGGGAUAUGCGCCUUCGGAGACGAUUCUGAGGUGAUGCAAGAUUACGUCACGUCUCGUGUGCGAGUGGAUAUGUCCCACACGAAGUUUCAAGUCAUCGCCGGUGGACAUCCUUCGCCUUCAGGGCGAUGCAUUCGCGCGGCCGAAGGAUAUUACGUGAGAACACCGCCGCCGAAGACAGUACUAGAGAAGAAACAGGAGGGUCAAGAGUUGAAAGACAUGACAAACAUCGACGAAACGGACACUUUCACCAACGAGGUUGUCACGUUGGGACAAUGGGGAUCAGUGGAGGGCGCGGAUGGAUGGCGACAGGAAUCCGGUUUGAACGUGCUCGUCGUUCGCGCUGAUGAUUUUCAGCCAAUUUACGAUCGUACGUGGGACAUGAGUGGAGGCGCGCGCCGAGCGAGAGCUCUAGAAGAGUCUCUUCAGUCAUUUAUGAAGGCAUUUUUUGAUGGUGGCGAAGUUGACAUCGCGCGUAAGAGCGUGCCAGAACAUUUUCUGUGCAUCACUUCCUGCGGUCAAUGGAGUGGUGGCGCUCCCAAGGUCAGCGAAAAAGUCGGAAAAGUAUUACAACUCGUCCUUGUUGGCAUUUUAGGCGCCGAUCAGGACGAUCCGGAAGUUAGUGCGACCAUUCAGAAAGCUCUGGCGGCGCCGGACAAGCCACUUGCCAUGGCAGUGAUGUCGUAUGGAAACGCGAAAUCCGACGAGGUGCACACCUGGAUGAACGUUGGUGAAGCAAAGAGUAAGGCGAUAGUUCAGGUAUGCUUGAGUCACGCGAGCGGCGCGUGGUAUCCGACGUUGAUUCAGAGUGGCGUUGGUGAAAAGUCCUCGGAUUGGUGCGUUCCCUGGCGACAGUUUGGACGAGAGGGAUGGAGCGUCGCCGAUGACGCCGCCCGAGUGGAGCGGUAUUCGCAACUCAUAGCGGAUGUUCGUCACAUGGUGUUCGACACUAAGAGUGGUACACGGGUGAGCGUGCACAAUUUAGUUCGCUCUCUGGUGAAGUACGCGACGCGCAAGAGUGGAGACAAGUCGCUGGUACCCACCAUCAAUAUGCUUCUGGUUGAAAUAAUCCUCUCACGAGGAGAGCUUGCGUCGGUUGAGUGUGUCAACGCUGGUGUGAUUGAGUACGUCAUUCAUCGCGUGCUUCCUUGCUUCAACGAGGACGGAUCACAUGACAAACUUGAUGUUCUAGACAAGGCGUACAUCAAAUCGUUUCUUAAAUUGCUCACGGUGGAUAACUUUGCAGUCUACGCCGAGGCUAUGCGUAGAGGCAGUGCAGAGGCGGCGCUUCGAGUUGUACGCGCAUCAUGGAACGGAGAAGCUACCUGCUUCGACGCCAGUACGCGUGAUAUGGCGUUCGAACUUGCUGAGCACAUGGCGCUUACCGAUUUAGUCACGGUUCAAAUCACUGCGAAGAGCGAUGACGUAGUCUCCACGUUUACAGCCAUUCGAUCCAGCUUAACCUGCGUGUCACCCAUCACCGCAUCUACCUCUAGUAAGGUGUACAUCCUCGACAUCGAAGCUCCGCUCGGGCGUGAUGGACUCAUAGAGAUCCCAAAAAGGUCUCGAACAUGCGAAUCGGCGUCGCCGACGAUGACACCAGCGCAAAAAAUUUUACAGGCAUACGAUGAAAUCUUGGAGGGUUCGGAUUCGCCGGAUAAAAACGCUGAUAAGGAUUGGACGAUGAUUGAGCCGAGCGAAAACAAACAGAUGAAGGAAGUAGUCGUCGCGGAACCCAUUCUGGAGACACCGCAAACCUCGCAGAAACAACCGCCGGAGGAUAGGGAAUCAGCUCCUGAAGAUAUCUUCGAUGGAAUCGUCGUUCUUUACCCUAAAGACAACGAUUGGAACACGCAUGUCGCAAUGGUUCGACAGGCACCAAGGAUCGUGUGGCGCGCACGAGAACGAGGCGCUCGAGCUGUAUUUUUUGUGUGGCCCAAACGCUUGCCGACGUGCGUCCCUGUGCAACCACUCCAAUCGAGUCCGAAUUUCGAUAACUCGACAAACAUUCCGAGUUUCGUCAUGGAUCAUGAAUCUUUAUCCCGGUUGCUCUUGAUUUCCGAGGAUAUUGAGUUUAAAAUCGACAUUCCGAGUGGUAGAUUUGUUGGUGCUGCUGAAGCACUCGCGAGCCGAAUCGGCAAAAAACUCAUGGAAGCGUGUGCAGAUCGUCCUCCUGCUAUACGUGAAUGUGGAACUCCACCGAUAGCUGGACGCUUUCGAGGAAGAUUCAAGCCCUGUGAGGCGCAGAGCUUACUUUGCAACGAGGAGACAACGAUACCGAGCACGCCCGUGGCGUCUACCAGUGAAGGUUUUGCCGUUUCACUGAUGCGGAAGAUGACGUUUACGCAGGGCGACCAGAAGAAAGAAGAGUCAUCCAAUGAUGACGCAAGCGAAGAGAGGAAGGAUGUGAAAGAAGAACAGAACAUGCAUUCUCUUCGAAACCUGAGUCAAAAGGUCGCUGCUCCACCAAUGGAUGAAAACUCUUAUCUGGACGCGUGGCGAAGCGCUAACUUGGAUGGCGGAGUAUCGCACUGGACGCGAGCGAUGCGCCUCGUUAACGCUUUAGGUGAUCAUGGACACGGAAUGUUGCGUUCAGCGUACGGCAUGUGUCAGAAUGAUACCCGACCGGUUCGCGUUCUAAGUCUGGAUGGCGGCGGUAUGCGAGGCAUCGGCACACUCGUCAUGUUGGAGAGAAUACUAAAAGAGACAAACAACUGGUGUGUGGGAGAUUGUUUCGACCUCGUCGUGGGCACGUCUACUGGCGGCCUCAUCGCGGCGGGCGCCGGUCUUCUUCGCAUGACUGUCGAUGAGCUACACGAGCUCUAUGCGAAGAUGGGUGAUGAGAUAUUUCCCCGCAAAGCCGACUCGUACAUGACGCAACUAUACAAUCAAGUUUCAGUGACCAAGUUCUAUAAUCGCGGUAGAGAAGAGGCGAGAAGCUUCGAGACCAUGCUGCGAAAGGCUCUCAAGGACGAAGGAGAAAAGCCUCUGUACAGCAUCACCUCACACCCUCGAUGGUACUCAUCGAGAUCUCCACCACCGCACGUCUGUCUUGUUUCGCAUCUUGUCAGUCGCUCGCCUGCAACGACAUUCUUGAUGCGGUCUUACAAACACGACGCUCGUGGAAAAAGUCAUCUCGGCCACUUACCUGGUGAGCAUCGCGUGAGCUUGGUAGAUUCCGUCCGGGCCACGACUGCGGCGCCGUGGUUUCUGGAGGAACUCAGAACGAAGAAGCAAAUCGGUGGCGGCGGCGGAUUUUCGCGCGACGACAAAACCGGUAACGCCCGUCAGGGAGACUCGGGCGGACAAGCUUCGCCAAAACCCUCUGACGGAAAGCAAUCGACGGAGGACGAACAUCAUCAUGAUAUCGGCACCAUGCCAACGAAUGUGGAGGCAGAGAUGAGACUCAUCGACGGAGCCAUUGCGAGCAACAAUCCCACCGCUGUGGCCGUCUUUGAGGCUCGUCGUUUGUUCCCGAAGUCCCGUCCUUUGUGCGUGGUGUCCUUGGGAACGGGGGCGGCGGUUCCAAACUCCCGCGACGCGGCCGCAUCGAGCUUUCCGUGUUGGCUUGACAACACCAUUCACGCGUCUUGCGACGUCAACCAAGUCGACGCAACGAUUCGUCACUUGCUCGGCGGCGACGACGCCUACUACAGAUUCCAACCCACCGCCGAUAUCUUCGGUUGCGAGCUCAACGAUACCUCCGAGACCACCGCCUCCGCGCUCAAGCGCGCGGCCGCGGCGUACAUGGACUCUGUCGCCGCGCAGGUGCGCGAAGUCGCCGAGCGACUCCAACGAGACGACAAACCCGACGUCGACGUCGCGUGCGACUCCCCCGCGCCCUCAUCCUCGUCGUCGAAUCAUUAG
This is a messenger RNA of Ostreococcus tauri, 4482 nucleotides long. Its product is annotated as Patatin/Phospholipase A2-related. Gene Ontology annotation, cellular component: membrane. Gene Ontology annotation, biological process: fatty acid metabolic process. The transcript has a single exon. Bases 1 to 4482 code for a protein of 1493 amino acids. NCBI's taxonomy places the organism in Eukaryota, Viridiplantae, Chlorophyta, Mamiellophyceae, Mamiellales, Bathycoccaceae. The record is from RefSeq and is a predicted model, not a curated record. Gene Ontology annotation, molecular function: glycerophospholipase activity.